AUGGCAGAAUUCAGCACACAAGAUGCGGGUCCGAUACUCGCUGAUGAUCUCAUGCGAGAUAGAGCCAGGCAAUUUGUAGAGUUUCUCGAUGACGAUACACAAGCGGAUUACAACUAUCGCGAGAGUAUAAAACGUAUGUUGGAUAACGAACAAGUCAGACUUAUCGUCAAUCUGGAUGAUUUGAGAGAUUAUGAUAGGACAUAUGCAGACGGGUUACUCUUACAACCUACUUCGUACCUCCCAGCACUUGAUGCUGCUUUGCUACAAUUGGUUCAAGCUUUACAUGAUCCUCUGAAACACAAAAUUGCCGGGAAUGAAUAUUAUUGCGGACUGAGAGGAUCGUUUGGACAACAACACUGUAAUCCUCGGACACUUCGAAGUCACCAAAUAGGCAAAAUGGUCUCGCUCGAAGGGAUUGUCACUCGAUGCUCUCUGGUCCGACCUAAGAUGCUCAAGUCCAUUCACUACUGCACUGCUACGAACAAAUUCCAUUCUCGUUCAUACCACGACGCAACCAUCGUAGCCCCUUCGUCCACCAUGACAGGAUCUACCACUGUCAUACCCCAAGACGAUGGAGAGGGUAAUCCCUUGAUUAUGGAAUACGGUUUAUCGACUUUCAGAGAUCAUCAAACUAUAAACAUUCAAGAAAUGCCUGAACGUGCUCCUGCUGGUCAAUUACCAAGGGGAGUAGAGGUUGUUCUCGCUGAUGAUUUGGUGGAUUGUUGUAAACCUGGCGAUAGGAUUCAAUUAGUUGGAGUUUACAAAUCUUCCGGUGGUGGACAAGGUUCAAGAGGUUUCCAAACUGCCAUCAUUGCCAACAAUGUUAUACUCCUUUCCUCUAAACAAGGAGGAGGUAUUGCAUUAACACCUUUAACCGAUACCGAUAUUCGUAAUAUCAAUAAACUUUCCAAAAGACGUAACAUUUUCGAAUUACUUUCUCAAUCACUCGCUCCUUCCAUCUAUGGAUCUGAUUAUAUCAAACAAGCCGUUCUUUUACUUUUACUAGGAGGAGAAGAGAAGAAUCUAAAAAAUGGUGCUCAUAUUCGUGGUGAUAUAAACGUUUUAAUGGUCGGUGAUCCUUCAACCGCGAAAUCUCAAAUGUUACGUUUCGUACUCAACACCGCUCCGUUAGCCAUAGCAACAACUGGUCGUGGUAGUUCCGGAGUAGGUUUAACAGCGGCAGUAACUACAGAUAAAGAUACAGGUGAACGUCGAUUAGAAGCUGGUGCUAUGGUUUUAGCCGAUAGAGGUGUUGUUUGUAUCGACGAAUUUGAUAAAAUGUCAGAAGUCGAUAGAGUGGCAAUUCACGAAGUUAUGGAACAACAAACUGUUACAAUAGCAAAAGCAGGUAUACAUACUUCUUUAAACGCAAGAUGUAGUGUGAUAGCUGCUGCUAAUCCUAUUUAUGGACAAUACGACGUACAUAAAGAUCCUCAUCGAAAUAUCGCUUUACCAGAUUCUUUAUUAUCACGUUUCGACUUGUUGUUCGUUGUUACGGACGAUACGGAUGAACAAAGAGAUCGAAUGAUUUCAGAACACGUUUUAAGGAUGCAUAGGUAUCUUCAACCAGGUGUAGAAGAAGGUACUCCCGCAAUGGAAAAUCUGGAACAACAUUUAGAUGUGGGUGGAGAAGAACAAGAAAGUAGAGUGACGGAAACACCUGUUUUCGAGAAGUUUAAUCCUUUAUUACAUGGUGGUGUUACGACUAGUAGUGGAAGAGGAGUCAACAAAAGGAAAGAAGUUUUGAGUAUAGCUUUCGUUAAGAAAUAUAUUCAAUAUGCCAAAACUAGGUGUCAUCCAGUUUUGACUAAAGGUGCGGCGGAUUGGAUAGUUGGGGUUUAUUCAGGUUUGAGGAAUGAUGAUUUGGCAGGGAAUCAAAAGAGGACUUCUCCCCUCACAGCACGUACUCUGGAAACCUUGAUUCGUCUCGCUACAGCUCACGCUAAAACUCGUCUCUCCCCUAAAGUAGACGAAAGAGAUGCUAUGGCAGCAGAAGAAAUCCUUCGUUUCGCUCUGUUCAAAGAAGUCCUCAAAGCGGAAAGAAAGAAACGUCGAAAGCUCAAUACUGGUCUAGCUGGACCGGAGGAUGAAGAAGAUGAGACGGACGAAGAGGAAGAAAAUGAAGAUGUGACAAGGGCCAGGGCCAAGGAGAAGGAGAUUGAAGGUACACAAUCUCAAGGGAUUGGUGGUGCCGAUCAAUCAAGGAUGAGAGAAGAGAGACAGGCAAGGAGAGAUGGUGAGGGAGGAAAAGGAAAAGAGAAAGAGAAAGAGAUUGAAAGAGAUGAAGAUGAUGUUGAUAUGGAAGGUUUAGAGAAUAUCUUAGAUGGUGAACCUUCUGCCCCAGUAGAGAUCUCUCAAGAAAGACUCACACUCUUCCGUUCUCGUCUCGAUCAAGUAUUCUCUUCUUCACUCGGAGCGGAAGGUAUAGUAGAUCUGACCGAUCUAAUCCCUUUGAUAAACGAAGGAUUAUCGACUGAAGAAAUGUUCGGAACUUCGGAAUCUCGUGCGGCCGUGGGGAAAAUGCACGAUGCUAACGAAGUCAUGUUUGCCGAAGGUGUCGUUUAUCGAGUUUAG
Molecule: messenger RNA, 2574 nt
Organism: Tremella mesenterica DSM 1558
Lineage: Eukaryota; Fungi; Basidiomycota; Tremellomycetes; Tremellales; Tremellaceae
Exons: 7
Coding region: 1-2574 (857 amino acids)
Biological process (GO): mitotic DNA replication initiation; double-strand break repair via break-induced replication; DNA strand elongation involved in DNA replication
Cellular component (GO): nucleus; MCM complex
Molecular function (GO): ATP binding; single-stranded DNA helicase activity; ATP hydrolysis activity
Source: RefSeq, a predicted model, not a curated record